Delphinapterus leucas (beluga whale) is the source of this 1443-nucleotide messenger RNA. The record is from RefSeq and is a predicted model, not a curated record. NCBI's taxonomy places the organism in Eukaryota, Metazoa, Chordata, Mammalia, Artiodactyla, Monodontidae.
AUGCUGUUUUGGCACAGCCAGCCGGAGCACCUGUGGCCCAGCCCCGGGGAACUUUACCCCGGGCCACCAAGCAGCUUGCUCAGGGAGGCCUUGCCCUUGCCCUACCUGAAGCAGGAAGAGCCGCCCAACAUCCCCCGUGCGGAACCGCCCUGCCCCGCCUUCCAGUACGUGCUCUGUGCAGCUACCUCGCCAGCUGUGAAGCAGCAGGAGGAGACCCUCACCUACCUGAACCAGGGCCAGUCCUAUGAGGUGAGGAUGCUCUGCAACCCCAAACUGGGCGAUGCCACACAGGGGCCCCGGCUGCUGAAGAGUGUGGUGCGUGUGGUUUUCCACGACCGGCGCCUGCAGUACACGGAGCAGCAGCAGCUGGAUGGGUGGAGGUGGAGCCGGCCUGGGGACCGCAUCCUGGACAUAGAUGUGCCACUGUCCGUGGGGGUGAUAGAACCCCAAGUGCUACCCUCACAACUCAACACGGUGGAGUUUUACUGGGACCCGGCCAAGAGGACCUCCCUCUUUCUGCAGGUUCACUGCAUCAGCACUGAGUUCACUCCUAGGAAGAAAGGUGGAGAGAAAGGUGUUCCCUUCCGCCUUCAGAUCGACACUUUCAAGCCCAGUGACAAGGAGCUUUCCCCGGAGCACCUGCAUUCAGCUGGCUGCCUCAUCAAGGUGUUUAAGCCCAAAGGAGCUGACCGGAAACUGAAAACUGACCGGGAGAAGAUUGAGAAACAGCCCGUGCAUGAGAGAGACAAGUAUCAGACAGCCUGUGAGAGCACAGUCUUCAUGGAGUGUUCACCGUGGCCAGAGCCCAGUUCGGGACCCCACCCGCCUCUGAGCCCUCUUGCUCUGACCUCCCCCAACUCCUGCAAGCUCCUGUCCGCGGAGAGGCUCUGCUCCUCACCACCAUUCGCCUCGGACACCUUGGGGGGCAGCCCAGCUCAGGAUCUGAACCCUGGAGCCUCCAUCCUAGAGACACAGCAGUGGUUGCAUCGGCACCGGUUCUCCAACUACUGUCGGUCGCUGGCCAAUUUCACUGGCACUGACCUGCUGAAGCUUACCCGCCAGGACCUUAUCCAGAUCUGUGGAGCUGCCGACGGGAUCCGCCUUUUCAAUACUCUAAGAGCCAGGCCCAUCCGUCACCGGCUGACCUUAUAUGUCGCUCAGGAGGCCUCUAGGCAAGAGAACGAGGUUCCUAAGAACCCUGACUCAGGCUUUUAUCAAGAGAUCUCUCUGGAUGAACUCAGUGCUGUAGAGCUCAUGGGGAAACUGGCUGAACUGCUGGACCUCCCAGCCAAUCAGAUCCAUCGGCUCUUCCACCAGGGCCCUGGGGGCAUCCUCAUUCUCCUCAGUGACCAGGUGGUUCAGAAUCUUGAGGAUGAAUCGUACUUUGUGGCUGUGGUGAAGAAAGUGCAGAAUCCAGAUGGCUACUACCUGGUUCUGACCUAG